This is a messenger RNA of Aspergillus steynii IBT 23096, 1098 nucleotides long. RefSeq lists its product as uncharacterized. The record is from RefSeq and is a predicted model, not a curated record. Bases 1 to 1098 code for a protein of 365 amino acids. Lineage: Eukaryota; Fungi; Ascomycota; Eurotiomycetes; Eurotiales; Aspergillaceae. The transcript has 3 exons.
AUGGCGGACGAUUUACAGAGCCUCCCCGACGUUCUCCGCCGUCUUUCGUAUGACUGCACGCAUCUUGAGCGACUCAGCGGCGGCACCGCCAACUUCGUCUUCCGCGGGACUCGCGACCACGACUCGGUCAUUGUCAAGCAUACCAAGGAUUAUAUCGCGUCGAACCGCGAGUUCCAGCUGCCGGCAGAGAGAUGUCUCAUCGAAGCAUCCAUCCUGAAAUCUCUCGGUGAUUUCCCACCCACCAUCACGGCCUCUUCCUCGGCCGGCUCUAUCACCGUUCAAACACCCCGCCUCUUGGCCUUCGACCGUCCUUCCUACACCCAAGUCAUGGAGGACCUGCCCCGGGCAGUCGACCUUAAAACGCUGCUCACCGAUCCGCAGAUCGCACCCCGUCUCUCCCAUCCCUGGGCCACUUCCCUCGGCGCCGCGCUGGGCCAGUGGCUUGGUUCAUUCCACGCGUGGACGGCGGAGUCGGCGCAGGCGGUCCUGGUCCGGGAGAUGGAAGGGAACGAGCUGAUGCGCGAUCUCAAGUUCAACAUCAACUAUGAGAACGUGGUCGGCCUGGUGGAUCGGUAUCCGGAUCGCCUGGGGUCCAGUCGGGGCGUGUUCGAGGAGGUCCGGGAUCUGGCGCGGAGUGAAUUAGGGAGGAAGGACGGCGAGGGGGGCGCAUUUGGAGUGAUUCAUGGGGACUUUUGGUCGGGGAACGUGCUCAUCCCCAAAGACGUCUUCGACCAACAGACCACCAUCCCCCUGUUCGUGAUCGACUGGGAACUCGCCCAGUGUGGCGCCCGCGCCCUUGAUCUCGGCCAGAUGAUGGCCGAGCUGUACUUUGUCAAGCACUUCCGCGACGUCGACGCCGGGCCCUGGAUCAUCGAGGGGCUGGCGCGCGCCUACCCCCAUCUCACGGAGGCGACGGCCUUCCGCGUGGCAAUCCACGUAGGGGUGCACUUCAUCUGCUGGGGCACGAUGAUCACGGACUGGGGCACGCAGGAACAGGUGCACCAGAUCAUCGAGCUGGGACGCGACCUGAUCGUCAAGGGCUGGCGCCAGGAGAGGGAUUGGUUCGAGGGUGGAUUCUGGGGGUGUUUGUUUCGGUGA